UUGUGCUUAUUCAGAAAAACAAUCAUGACGUUAAAAGUGAGAUGUGUUUAGGACAAUUGACAUGUAUAAGGUUGAAUGGACAGAAGCUCAGUGCACAGUUUGGACGUCGCACAUCUGUGACACAGAAAACUUAGCACCCUGUUGUCGUUUUGUUGAAAGCCACCUAAUUAACUCGUGUACAAGAGACAUACUUGUAAUUGUGUGACUUUGCUCUUUGUUGUGACUGUAACCAGGCGGAGGCCGCCCUCACUACACUGUGUGGGCACCUUCAGCUGGAGCACCUCGCUCUGAGGACCCCGGUGAUAAUCUAAACAGCUGAGCACAGAAAUAGCCGCGGCGGUGCCUCUUAUGGCCGACACUAACACGGUGACAACAACUGUGCCCCUCCUCAUCAACAGCACCAGCAACGCCACCAGGUCGACCUCUGCACAGGUGGCCACGGUCAUCAACUGGCUGACCUUCAGCAUCGGGCUGCCCGCCAUUGGACUGGCUAUUUACGCCCUCAAGAAUCUGUCCAAAGGUUUGUUGUUACAUAGUGGCAAUAAAAUUCCCAUCCACGUCAUGUUCCUCCUGGUUUCUGACGUCAUCAGUUUCUUCGGUCGCCCCCGUGUGGACGAGGACAUGAACAGCGAGACCAUCCUGUCCUCCAAUGCCACAGACUUCAUCUUCUACUUCGGUGUCAUCUCCAACAUCGCCCUUAUGCUGUUUAUAGCUCAUGAGCGACACGUCUCAGUGUCUUACCCGCGGUGUCUUGGCUGCUGCAGCAGAAUCCGGCGGUUCCCUGCUGUGGCCCUGGUGGCGUGGGCUGCUCCGCUGGCCGUCCUCGCCCUGGCCGUGCUCGAUUACAAACUCUGGUUUGCGGUGGCCCUCCUCGCCCCUUUCCCCUUCCUCCUCUUCUUCGCCCUGGACUCCUGGAGAGCCCUGAUGUGCUCCAACCACCGGACACCAGAGAGGAAGAGGGCAGUGUGGGGGAUUGGUGCUAUCUGGGCCAAUUACACCCUCCUCUACAUCCCCUUCAUCCUCAGUAUCCUGCUGGAGGCUCUGGCGUUUAAAGAGGCGGUGAGCUACCUGGGCCUGGUGUCUCACCUGCUGCUGUACCUCAGCCCUCUGGUCGACCCCUUCCUCUAUAUAUUCAUGACCAAAGGGCUCACGGAGGUGAUGCAGGCGCUGCCCUGCUGGCACCAUCAGAAGGAGAACAGGACGCCCACUGUGGAGUCUGUGGCUGAGGCUGUGGAGACGAGACUCUGAGGAGAAGAUACAGAUUUCCAAACACUUUCACCGCUUUAGUUUGGAGGAUAACUCGUACUCCUGUUGGAUUUCACAGACUAAAACAUAAAAUAACCUUCAGUUAAAGACAUUGAAACCAUAAGAUCUUAAAAAAUCUAUACACAAAGAAGGAUUCUGCUGGAAAACGAGUUCCCCUUUAAGAGACACAUCUGUGUAUGUCCAUUCAACAAUGAGCUGUACCACUAAUCAUCUGAGGGAGGAUUUAACAAUUUAAAAGACAGGACAAAUUUUACACAAAAACCAUAAGAGCUUUUCCAUCGUUUGUCUUUGUAAAGGGAAAAUACAACACAUGCCCAUUCUCUACAUCCUUUACAUUUUCCCACCACCACUCAGGGCCAUUAAAUUCUAUUUGAUCCUAUUCUAUUCUAUUUAAACCACAGCUGCAGUUCUGUGUCUUCUGUUCAUGUCCACUUUUAACUUGGCCUUGGGCCGUAGAAGGGAAGAAUAACAGGAACAGUGACGUGUGUCCGUCUCCACAGUUGUGGUAUAAAAGCACACGACUAUAUGAGCGGCGGCUUGUUGUUGAGUGUCCUGCAGGUGUUUAACAAAACUAGAAAGACUCUUGUGGAGGAUUCAGAUGUUUUCCAGAAAAUACCGGAAAGCUACUGGCUGUUAGAUACUGUUUUCCUACAGUGUUACCAACCGACUGACUGACCAACUGACCGUCUGACCAACUGA
Molecule: messenger RNA, 1965 nt
Organism: Platichthys flesus (European flounder)
Lineage: Eukaryota; Metazoa; Chordata; Actinopteri; Pleuronectiformes; Pleuronectidae
Exons: 2
Coding region: 349-1248 (299 amino acids)
Biological process (GO): positive regulation of Rho protein signal transduction; phospholipase C-activating G protein-coupled receptor signaling pathway
Cellular component (GO): membrane
Molecular function (GO): G protein-coupled receptor activity
Source: RefSeq, a predicted model, not a curated record